Molecule: messenger RNA, 2688 nt
Organism: Sporisorium graminicola
Lineage: Eukaryota; Fungi; Basidiomycota; Ustilaginomycetes; Ustilaginales; Ustilaginaceae
Exons: 1
Coding region: 1-2688 (895 amino acids)
Biological process (GO): vesicle-mediated transport; protein targeting to vacuole
Cellular component (GO): Mon1-Ccz1 complex; fungal-type vacuole membrane
Source: RefSeq, a predicted model, not a curated record
AUGCCUCAAUCGCCAUCGAUACCCAGCAUCGAGCAGGACGCAGCUGCAGACGACAACGCACGAGCCUCUACCUCGACCACUCGCACUUCCAAGUCUACAGCCUCUUCACGCCCAACUACCCUUCUGACCAAGUCGUGGACUUCGGCCACAGUUCUGCCUUCAACCACUUCCUCCCGCAUCACCGUCGGAGCCAACACCAGCACUGCUGCUGACGCCUCCUCAUCGCACUCCCAUCCCGCCUCGAUCAGCAGCUCUUCCUCCACCAGAGCAUCGACUCCCUGGCCGCAACUAUCGAUCCGUCCCUCGUCACCGCAACUCGCAGUCAGAGACCCACUCCCUCCCGAGUCAGAAUCAUUGGCCGGACCUUCUGAGACCCGUACGCUAUCUCGCACGGAUUCAGAUCGCAGUGGAUCGCAGCAAGACGUGGACCAGGCUAGCGGUCACGGCGCAUUCAACGAUGCUGCACAAGAUGAGCCGGAAGCUGUGGAAGCGGUAGGGCUCACGGCAAGCUCGAGUGUCCACGCUCUCGACCUGCUGCAUCGUGUCAAUGAUCGAGCCGCGGCGGAUAGAGCGUCCUAUACUCAGAGUCUGCGAUCUCGCUUCUCACAACUGUCCGUCGGUCGAGCUUCGACAAAGUAUCGAAGUCGGAGCAAUAGCAGGGAUGCAUCGGCCAACAGUAAUCGAGUGCUUCCACCUCAGUUUCUCCAAUCGAAGCACGUCGACGACGACGUUGAAAAGGAGUCUUCUCACCCCGCAGAAGGUGAAAUAGACCCCGAGCGACUGCAAGAGAACUCCAGCACUGUCUCGUCCCGCGACACCGAACAGUACCCGGAUCGCAAGUACUACAUCCUCUCGUCCGCCGGCAAACCCAUCUACAUCUCCCACGCCUCACUUUCACGUCGCAAGAGGCGUCGCGAGCAACGGCGGCGUCAACAAAUCGCCAUCUCCGCCGACGCUGAUCCUUCAACCCUAGACUCGGCGGCCGACAAGGACACCGCCAACGAAAGCGAUGAAGAGGACGAACGCAGCACUACCCAGGUCGGGGUCAUGCAGGCACUCAUCUCCAUCUUUGCGGACGAAGACUCGGAUAAGCUGCGGUUCAUCCGCCAAGGCGACCUGCUCAUCACCUUUUUGCUGCGUGCACCACUCUACCUGGUAUGUGUUUCGAGUUGGGACGAAGAACCGUCGACGCUGCGCCAGCAUCUCGAGUAUCUGUAUCUACAGGUCAUCAGUCUGGUCUCGGCGAGCCAGCUGAGCAGGCUGUUUUCGCGCAUGCCCAACUUUGACCUGCGCAGGCUGUUGGAGGGCACCGAGGGGAUCUUUGACUACUUGGUCGAUCAGCUUAACGCCAACGAGACAGAGGAUGAGGUGGGAGCGCAGGCUGGAAAAGGGGCGGUGACGGAUUGGGCGUCGUGCCACCAGUGGUGGCUGCAGGCCUUGCAGCCGAUCCGCAUUACGGUGCCCAACUUGCGGGAUCAGUUGACGGCAGCGUUGCAGCCGCCUACGGCAGAGACGGGAUCAGCGAUGCAGCCUCAUCGACCGAAGGACUUGCUGUAUGUGCUGCUGAUUGCAAAUGGCCGAAUUGUGACGCUGCUUCGCCCGCGAAAGCAUUCCGUGCAUCCGAUCGAUUUGUUGCUGUUGACCAACACGGUCAUGGGCAGUCGCUCGAUCAAGAGGUCAGGCGGGUCGGAGGAGGCAGAGAUCUGGUUGCCGUUCAGCAUGCCCAAGUUUGCUCCGCAAGGGUUUGUUCAUGCCUAUGUCAAGUUUUUGGAUCCGGAGAGUUGGAUUGCUGGCAACGAGGCGGUGGGAAGUUCAACGCAGGAGGGGAAGAUGAGUUCGUCCGAGCUGGCGGUGAUCGUGGUUACCGGCGACAAGGAUGCGUUUCCCACCGUCUCGGCGUGGAUCUCGUCGCUCGUCGCACGUCCAUCUGCGACGGAGGCUGACGUCUCGGACGCCGCCUCAAUCAAAUCUACCUCGUCCAAGAGCAAGAGAACAACAUCCAAAGUCAGAUCCACAUCGAAAUCGCUCAAACCGCCGUCCGAGCCAGCGCCGCCGUCGCUGGCGUGGAUGACGACCUUCCAACGCCACAUCUUGACGCUCUGUCGACACCUCUCGGACCCGGUCAACGUCGAACAGGGCUCUCCGCGCGUGUCGGCCUACACGUGUGCUGAGCUCGCCCUGGCUGGACUCCGCCAUUUCGUCUACCGCAGUAACAGCACCAUCCAGCUCACUUCCCCUACCCUGCCCGAUCCGUACAGCGUCGAACCCACCGCGCGCAAACGCCUGUUCACCCUGUACGCACUCGUGCACCACUGCAUCCACCACCCCGUACCCGCUUCCUCUUCUGCCGGGGGAGGAGGAGGAGCAGGGGGAGAUGCGGCUUCGAACGCGUCCACGCCCGCGGCUGCGACGGCGACGGCGACUGCGUCGAUGCUGGAUACCGCAUUUGGCUUUGCGUCGCCGAGUGGCAGACGGCCGCUCUUGGAUGCGGAUCGAAGGGUCAAGAUGCAGCUGGUCAAGACGGAGCAUGAACAGGUUCUGGGCUGGAUCACCAGCCCGUUUGAGCUGUACCUGUGCGUCAAUGCUCAGCUGUCCAAGAGCGCUAUUGUGGCGAUUGCGAAUGGGUUGACAAAGUGGAUUAAGGCCAACGAAAGGGAUCUGUUUCUCGUCAACGCUGGAAGUUUCUGA